Molecule: messenger RNA, 1088 nt
Organism: Xiphophorus maculatus (southern platyfish)
Lineage: Eukaryota; Metazoa; Chordata; Actinopteri; Cyprinodontiformes; Poeciliidae
Gene: tnfb
Product: tumor necrosis factor-like
Exons: 4
Coding region: 61-810 (249 amino acids)
Biological process (GO): immune response
Cellular component (GO): membrane
Molecular function (GO): tumor necrosis factor receptor binding
Source: RefSeq, a predicted model, not a curated record
UAAGCAGAGAGGGCUGCCGGCUCCAGCAGACUGCCAAGUGUUUCAGUCGGACACCAGAGGAUGACGGGAUACAAAAUCACAGCGGGUGACGUGGAGGCCGGGCCUCAGGACAGGAUGGAGGUCCUGGUGCAGAAGAAGUCGUCCACAGGGUGUCUGUGGAAGGUGCUGGCGGUGCUGCUCUUACUGGCGCUUUGCCUUGGAGGCGCCCGGCUGUACGUUUGGUACCAGCUCGAAAGAUCACAAUCAACAACGCAGGCAGGACACACAGCAGCACCAAUCAGAAUGGACUCUGAUGAGACAACAGGUGCUCACUCCACGCUGAAAGAAAUGAGCAAAAAAGCAAAAGCAGCCAUUCAUCUAGAAGGUCAUUACGAUGAAAAAAGCAACGCGACGGCCGUGGAGUGGCGCGACCGCGUGGGCCAGGCCUUCUCUCAGGGCGGUUUCCGUCUCCAUAACAACCAGAUCAUCAUCCCAGAGAGCGGCCUGUACUUCGUCUACAGCCAGGUGUCCUUCCGGGUGUCCCGGUCCAGCGACCAGGAGGGCGAGUGGCGCCCGCCGUCCCUCAGCCACCGCGUCCGCAGGAUGUCUCAGGCCAUCGGAACCAAGGUGUCCCUGCUGAGCGCCGUGAGGUCGGCCUGCCAGAACGUCCAGGAGGACGGCGAGCGGUCGGGCCACGGCUGCUACAGCACCAUCUACCUGGGCGCCGUGUUCCAGCUGGCCAGAGGGGACACGCUGGAGACGGAGACCAACCAGCUGAAGGAGCUGGACACGGACGAGGGGAAGACCUUCUUUGGCGUGUUCGCGCUUUGAGCUGCUGUGAAACUAAGAGACUGAUCCUGGACAGGAUUUAUAAAGAAAAAUGCACAUUUUUACACUUUUAUUCCACCUGAAGGUGAUGUAGAAAUGCUAACAUCUCCAUGGAGAUGGAACUAGACUUUAUGAACUGUAACAGUUUGAAACUUUAUCUCUGUUUUAGGCACUUUUUGACUUUAUUUAUGUUGAUCUCAGAUUGUAAGACUAGACUUCUGCUGUAGCAGAAAUUUCUCCACUAUUUACUUGUAUUUAUUUAUAUUUAUUGCUAUUUAAGU